Messenger RNA from Angiostrongylus costaricensis, 1170 nucleotides. NCBI's taxonomy places the organism in Eukaryota, Metazoa, Nematoda, Chromadorea, Rhabditida, Metastrongylidae. The record is from the annotation of a GenBank genome assembly.
AUGCAACACAAGGGCCGACUAAAGGGCUUUGUGGUGCCCACUCAUAUGAAGCCAAUUCCUCACUCUUCGCUAGAUGUCGCUCUAGAAACACUGCAUUUUCUAAGGAGAGUUGUGGUUUACGAAAAGUACGAGACUAUUACUGAAUUGCUUGAUGUAUUGACCUUCCACGGCAGAUGGAUUUGUGCUGUGGAACCGACUGAGUUGGUGAUUCGAAACGUUCUCAUGAUGGUUACAAAACUCGCCCGUGAUGAGAAUAUUCGGCUAAUUAUGGGAGAACCCAUUUCUGCCUUUGAUUCACUAAACAAGUUGUGGACGAAGACCGACGAUAGAAAUGGGGCAGCUAGUGGAAAGAAGCUUAAAAAAGGACUCAUACAGGCCAUAAAUGAGGUCGCAUCUGAAAUGACACUAUGCUGUGAGAAUAUUUGCACUCGAGCAAUUGACCUCAUAAAUCCACAGGAUGUUCUAAUAGUUCACAGUUAUUCUGGCUCUGUGACCUGGUCUGCGUUUCUUGACACUGUUCGAAAAACUAGGAAACGCAACGUGAUGAAUGUUGUACACAAGAGCGAAGCCGAUACGACGCCAGAUUUCGCGUCACCCAUACAAUUGUGUGAUGUUGGGACUAGAAUGUGCGAAGCCACUAAGAUAACUCCAUUCUUUGUGCCAGAUGAAAUGUUGGUGAAUAUGAAUAAAGCACCUGGCCUUCCAUUCUCCUAUUCGGCGUUAUUUUCUGGUCUUGUUGAAGUGAUUCGACCAACCUACGAUGUUGUUCCAGCAUCUCUUAUCACGCUGAGAGAAAUGAAUGUUUCUUGUCCCAUGUCGAUCAGUAUUCUUCCACUUCUUCCUGUGGCCGAAUCCACCUCCACUUGCAUUUCCACAAGUCCAACUCUACCAAAACGAGGUGAGAGUGCUGUAUCAGAUAGUUCGUCAUCUGAAGAAUCUGAAGAGGAACGUGGCUCUUAUGUGAACUCUGAGCGACAACAACAUAAUUCUCCUGAAUCAUAUGAGCAAGGUUCACCGAAGUCCAGUGGCUGCACAGACAACCGUAGUUCUGGGUCAUCUCACUCGGAGGUCGAUGAGAAUAAAGGAGAGCGGGAUUACUAUUCUGACAUAGAACUUGUUGAAGGGCUUGACGAAGAGGUGGACAACCUGCCAGAUGUUAGUAAGACAUGA